CGCCUAUAUCACACCUCGGCCGCCCUUCGUCUUCCCUACAAGGACUCCCAAGACCGCGAAUCUCUCAAGCCGAGAUCCAACAAUGGCACCAGAUCGGGCCGAGACGACGAUGUCGCGGCGCAAAAGGACGCUGCGUUCAACCCGUCCAAGACGGAUCCGACUCCGGAAUCGGAACUGGAGGCGGCGGGCCGCGGCAACGAGACGAACCCAUUGAAUGCAAGCGGCGCGAAUCAAGAGUUUAGCAAGCCGAUGGGAGAGGGAAAGACGGCGCACGAUACGGGGCCGGGCAAGGAGACGAGGAAAGGGGGGAAGAGUGGUAAA
Molecule: messenger RNA, 321 nt
Organism: Trichoderma virens Gv29-8
Lineage: Eukaryota; Fungi; Ascomycota; Sordariomycetes; Hypocreales; Hypocreaceae
Exons: 1
Source: RefSeq, a predicted model, not a curated record